AUGAAAUUCAAAUUCAGUAAGGUGCAACGGCUACUUUUCUCCACUUCUGCCCAGCCCUCCUUGCUAUCCUACGCCGAGCUAAAUGCCAAUUGCUAUUGCAGCGGCGAAGCGGCCAUCAUCAACCUCUGCAAGCAGAAGAACUUCGAAGAUGCCAUUUCUGUCUUCUACUCCCUUGAAUCCAAAACUCUCGGCCGCAGCACUUACGCUAAUCUCUUUGUGGCCUGCGCCCAGCUCAAGUCUAUCCACCAUGGCCGCCUUGUUCACCGCCACCUCUUUUCUUCCAAUGUCAUCCCUGAUGUCAUCCUCCACAACCAUAUCCUCAUCAUGUAUGGAAAAUGUGGGGCCAUGGAUGACGCCAGCCAGCUGUUUGACACUAUGCGCGAAAGGAAUGUUGUUUCUUGGACUUCCAUGAUUUCUGGGUAUUCCCAGAGCAAUAGAGAAACGGAAGCUGUGGAGCUGUACCGGGGAAUGCUUCAGAAAGGCUUGGUUCCGGAUGAUUUCUCUUUAGGAAGCCUGAUUCGAUCUUCUUCAGGCCUAUUUGAUGGAGAGUUAGGAAUGCAGGUGCAUUCCCAUGUCAUAAAGCUGGGUUAUGGGUCUGAUGUUACUGUUCUGAAUGCACUCGUAACAAUGUAUUCGAAAACAGAGAGAAUUAGCGAUGCAUUUGUAGUGUUUCAGAGGAAUACAGAGAAGGAUUUAAUCUCUUGGGGAUCAAUGAUUGCUGGAUUUGCUCAGCAAGGUCAUGAAUUUGAAGCAUUGCACCUUUUCGGGGAAAUGAUUGGUGCAGGGGUUCAUAGGCCUAACGAGUUUCAUUUUGGGAGUGCUUUUAGUGCUUGUGGAAAUCUAAAUCUAUUGAAGUAUGGGGAACAGAUUCACAGUUUAUGUACAAAGUUUGGGCUUGAAAAAAACUCAUUUGCUGGUUGUUCUUUGAGUGGCAUGUAUUCAAGGUGUGGAAACUUGAAUUGCGCAAGGAAAUCAUUCUACCUGCUGGAGGAGCCUGAUUUAGUUUCAUGGAAUUCAGUAAUAGGUGCAUUUUCUUCUGGAGGUUUUGCCGAUGAAGCUAUUCAUCUUUUCUCAGAGAUGAGACUUUCAGGUUUGGAACCAGAUGAUAUUACCAUUCAGUGCUUGCUUUCAGCUUGCACUAUUCCCCAAUCUCUAUUUCAAGGCCAGUUAAUCCAUGCUUACUUAUUCAAGAUGAGUUUUUGCAGAAGUACCGCAGCCUUUAAUGCCCUUCUAAACAUGUAUGCAAAAUGUUCAGACCUGAAUACUGCAAUGAAUCUUUUUGAAGAGAUGAACAAAACUCGCAAUUCUGUUUCCUGGAACACAAUUUUAACUGCAUGUUUACAGCACCAGCAACCACGUGAGAUUUUCAGAUUAUCUGCACUCAUGAGAAGUUCAAACUUUGAAUUUGAUAAUAUAACUUUAAAUAGUAUAUUGAGUGCUGCUGCUGAUUUAGCUUGCCUGGACAUGGGAAAUCAAGCACACUGUGUUGCUCUGAGGACUGGAUUUGUAGAUUCUCUGAUGGUUAGGAAUGGCUUGAUUAAUAUGUACGCUAAAUGUGGAAACUUAAGCCUUGCAGGAAAGUUAUUUGAGUUGACAGGUAGUCAUUGUGAUGUUUUCUCGUGGAGCAGUUUGAUUGUAGGCUACGCACAGUUUGGCCAUGGAAGGGAAUCUCUUGAGCUUUUCAAGAGAAUGCAGAACUCUGGCAUUCAGCCAAAUCAUGUUACAUUUGUGGGGGUUCUCACAGCCUGUAGUCAUAUUGGGCUCGUAGACGAAGGGCUAUAUUACUACGACAUGAUGAGCACCAUUUAUGCUAUUCGUCCCACGCGAGAACAUUGUUCGUGCAUGGUUGAUCUGCUCGCUCGAGCCGGUAGAUUAAGUGAGGCUGAAAGCUUCAUUAACGAGAUGCCAAUUGAACCAGAUGUGAUAAUGUGGAAGACUUUGUUGGCUGCCUGUAAAGUUCAAAAUAAUGUGGAUAUUGGGAGAAGAGCGGCUGAGAGUGUUCUGUGCAUUGACCCCUACAAUUCUGCAGCUUAUGUUCUGUUGUGUGGUAUUUAUGCUACUUCUGGUCGUUGGGAUGAUUUGGCGGAGCUGCGAAGAUUAAUGAAGAGUUAUGGAGUGAAGAAAUCUGCUGGGAAGAGCUGGAUUGAGGUCAGAGGAGAAAUGAGUGGCUUCAUUGUGGAAGACAGAAGACAUCGAAGAGCAGAAGAUAUAUAUGGAAUGUUGGAAGUUUUAGAUUUUGAUAUGAGGCUUUAUAACAAAAAUAUGUUAGACUGAAUUUCUCUGACUCGCAUUUUGGACUACCAGCAGCCUAGACAACCAGCAGCUUGGACGACAUGUGAUCUAAACAACUAGCAGCUUGGAUGACCCGCAGCCUGGAUAGCCCGUAGCCUGAACAACCCACAGCAUGCACGACCGGCUGUCCGAACGACCCGUAGUCUGGACAAUCCGCCACAUGGAAGGCCCGUAACCUGGACGACCCACAACCUAGACAACGAGCAGUCUAAACAACCUUUAGCCUUGGCGACCAACAGCCUAGACGACCAACAACUUACAACCCGCAACUUGAUGACCCGCAGCCUGCAUAACCAGCAGCUUGGACAGGCUCGUAAAUGCAAAAUUUCAGAAACACCCCUAGCAAACCCCCUUAUUAUAAGGCUAGACACUAAGGGAUAUCAAACAAUUGAAAAUUCCAUCAAAUUUAAUCAUUUAUAGCUCUGUAUUUUUUUCUAUAGCAUUUGAGCGCAUUUAAUUA
Phalaenopsis equestris is the source of this 2752-nucleotide messenger RNA. Its product is annotated as pentatricopeptide repeat-containing protein At3g53360, mitochondrial. Gene Ontology annotation, biological process: RNA modification. The transcript has a single exon. NCBI's taxonomy places the organism in Eukaryota, Viridiplantae, Streptophyta, Magnoliopsida, Asparagales, Orchidaceae. The record is from RefSeq and is a predicted model, not a curated record. Gene Ontology annotation, molecular function: RNA binding; protein binding. The coding region runs from base 1 to 2274 and encodes 757 amino acids.